AAUAUAAUACUAUAUCCCCGUACAUCAAACCAACCUAAAUACUCUGUAUAUCUCUGCGCCGCAGCUGUGAAAUCGAUACACACACUCUCCUGUAUCUAUAUCUCCGAUGGCUCAACAACUCCCUUGCGACAACGACGGUAUUUGCCUUAUCUGCAAAACGACGCCGUCCAGCGACCAGACACUCACCUGCAACACCUGUGUCACGCCUUGGCACAUUGCUUGUCUCGCGAUUAAUGCGCAAUCGUCCUCGUCGAAUCUGUGGGAGUGUCCUGAUUGCACCACGCUGGUGGACGCCGGAGCUCCGGCGGCCGGAGAGAAGUCGGAGCUGGUGGCGGCGAUCCAGGCGAUUGAGGCCGAUGCUACGUUGACGGAGAAGCAGAAGGCGAGGAAGAGACAGGAGCUAUUGAGUGGGAAAGAGGCGCCGGCUAAUGAGAAGGAGGGGGAGAGGAAUGAAGUGGCGGACAUGAUUAAUAGCAAUUUUAAGUGCUGUGUUUGUAUUCAGUUGCCUGAGCGCCCUGUUACGACACCUUGUGGCCACAACUUUUGCUUAAGUUGCUUCCAAAAGUGGACCCGGCAAGGAAAGAAUACUUGUAUAAAAUGUCGCUUCAGCAUUCCUGCCAAAAUGGCAAGUCAGCCGCGCAUUAACUCUGCACUGGUUGCCGCCAUUCGAAUGGCCAGGAUGUCGAUGGCAAGUUCUACGGGGGGACAGCUAAAAAUUUCUCAUUUUGUGCAUAACCAAUGCCGACCUGAUAGAGCUUAUACGACAGAUCGUGCAAAAAAGAGUGGAAUGGCCAAUGCUGCCAGUGGAAGAAUUUUCGUAACUACACCAUGUGAUCACUUUGGACCUAUCACUGCUGAAUAUGAUCCAGUGAGAAAUAGGGGUGUUUUAGUUGGAGAAAGUUGGGAUCUCCGUAUGGAUUGCAGGCAAUGGGGUAUUCACUAUCCUCCUGUUUCUGGAAUUGCUGGACAGGCCAAAUAUGGUGCUCAGUCUGUGGUUCUUUCUGGUGGUUAUGAGGAUGAUGAGGAUCAUGGUGAAUGGUUUCUUUACACUGGAAGUGGAGGAAGAGACCUCAGUGGGAACAAAAGGACUAACAAGGAUCAAUCAUUUGAUCAACAAUUUGAAAGCUAUAACGAGUCCUUGAGAUUUAGCUGCAAAAAGGGAUAUCCAGUACGGGUAGUCAGAUCACAUAAAGAGAAGCGAUCUAGUUAUGCCCCUGAAACUGGGUUGAGGUAUGAUGGUGUCUACAGGAUAGAGAAGUGCUGGCGAAAGGUUGGAAAACAGGGUUUCAAGGUAUGCAGAUACUUAUUUGUAAGAUGUGACAAUGAGCCUGCACCAUGGACAAGUGAUGAGCAUGGUGACCGUCCCAGACCCCUGCCAACAGUUAAGGAGCUUAAACCGGCAGUUGACAUAUUUGAAAGGAAUGAGAGUCCUUCAUGGGAUUUUGAUGUUGAAGACAAUCUUUGGAAGUGGAAAAAGUCACCACCUGUGAGCCAAAAACCAGUAAGGGAUGGUAAGCCUGAAGAUAUACAGAAUGCAAGGAUCGCAAUAAGGAAAGCAGAAAAAACAGCAUCGAAAGAUAAACUUCUGAAAGAGUUUAGUUGUCUCCUGUGCAAAAAUGUGAUGACUCUCCCUCUUACAACUCCAUGUGCACAUAACUUCUGCAAGUCUUGCCUAGAAGGAAAAUUUGCUGGACAGUCUUUUAUGAUAGAGAGGAGUAGGGGUGGGAGAACUCUUCGAUCACAGAAGAAUACCAUGACUUGCCCUGCAUGUCCUACUGACAUAUCCGAGUUCCUUCAGAAUGCGCAGAUUAAUAGAGAACUUAUGGAUCUAAUAGAGAAACUUCAAGAAUCAAGUAAGGAGGAAGCUGAUGCACCUGUGGAGUUUCCGGCAGCUUCAUCUGAGGAUCCAGUCAAAGAAAAUGAAUCACCAAAUCCUCAAGUGGAGGCAAAAACUGUGGAGGAGAAUCCGGAGGCUUCAUCCGAGGAUCCAGACAAAGAAAAUGGAUUAUCAAAUUCUGAAGCUGAGGCAAAAAUUGUGGAGGACAAGAAGAGAAAAGAAGCUAAUGCAAAACCUCCACCUAAGAACAAGAAAAGGAAAGUUAACAAUGACAAUUUGCUGAAAGAUGAAAAUGCUUCUUGAUAUGAGCAUGUUUGAUGGUGUCAGUUACAACUUACACACCAUUCUUUUGGAAAGCUUCUGUCGAACCAAAUGGAAGAAUUAAAGGACUCAAGGGAAUUGAGUCGUUAGACCAAGGAAAUGAUUUGUGUAAAUUUCUGUUGUUUCCAGAUAGCUUUUACAGCUCUUGAUACAACUUCGAAGACAGUGUAGGAAAGCUUGCUUUGACUAGUUCCAUUAAACAGUUUAUCUACUUACUGAGGUUGGAUAACUAUUUUGCUAUA
Daucus carota subsp. sativus is the source of this 2400-nucleotide messenger RNA. RefSeq names its product E3 ubiquitin-protein ligase ORTHRUS 2. The transcript has 9 exons. NCBI's taxonomy places the organism in Eukaryota, Viridiplantae, Streptophyta, Magnoliopsida, Apiales, Apiaceae. Gene Ontology annotation, biological process: protein ubiquitination; negative regulation of gene expression via chromosomal CpG island methylation. The record is from RefSeq and is a predicted model, not a curated record. The coding region runs from base 107 to 2140 and encodes 677 amino acids. Gene Ontology annotation, molecular function: ubiquitin protein ligase activity; metal ion binding.